Molecule: messenger RNA, 5479 nt
Organism: Tachysurus vachellii
Lineage: Eukaryota; Metazoa; Chordata; Actinopteri; Siluriformes; Bagridae
Product: sterile alpha motif domain-containing protein 9-like
Exons: 3
Coding region: 174-4673 (1499 amino acids)
Cellular component (GO): cytoplasm
Molecular function (GO): protein binding
Source: RefSeq, a predicted model, not a curated record
CAGAGAGCAGACCUAUUGUGUUCCAGAUCGAGGAAGCACAGAUUUAUUAUAUAAAGUUCUUUUAAUACUACACAGUGAAUGAGGCAGGAUGUCAGAGGAUUGAAUUCAUCUCCACCAUUCCUAAGUGCCUUAAUUUGGAACAGAAGCAACACACUGAUUAUAGAGAAGGAAUAAUGGAACUUCACAGCACACCAGUUGAAAAAUGGACAGAGGUGAUGGUGAGCUCAUGGUUGACUUCAAUAGGAGUGAAGGACAAAUACAUUAAAACACUUCAUGAACAGGAAGUAGAUGGCCAAGUCCUCCUUAAUAUUACAGAGGAUUUUUUGAAAAAAGAGACUGGAAUGAAAUCUGGUCCUGCACUUCUGAUAAUAGAGAGAAGAAAUGAGUUAGUCAAGACUCACAAUGUUCAGAAUUCACAAAACAAAGAACAGACGAAACAAGACAAUGUGACUGUAACAAUAAAAAGAGAUACAAAGCCGCGAUCUUUUGGCAAACCAGGCAUCAAUUGCACGUAUUUAAAGCAUGAUGUUCUUCAGCCUGAAACAGGUGUCAUUGACCUUAUAACUCCAUGUCAUGAGUACAAGUCAUUAAAUACAGCUGCAACUUUAGAUCACAAACAACUUCAAGCAGCGCUGGCAAAAAAAGUUCUUAAAUUUGCCACAGGCUGCAUGAACAUGAGAUCAAAUGGCACAAUACACUUCGGUGUUAUGGACAGCAGAGAUGGUUCUGGCUAUGUACAUGGUGAAAUCAUUGGCAUUCCCAUUAGGGAAAAAGACAUGUAUACUGAUGCAUUGAAAUACAUUGAAGAAUGUUAUAAAAGCAACAGUGAGAUAGUACGGCAGUGUAUAAGACCACCUGAGUUCAUUCUGGUAAUUGGACACAAAAAUAAAGAAAAACACUAUGUGGUUGAAUUUGAUGUAGAACCAUCAGUAAGCUUAACGAGAGGUAUUGUUUUCCCUGUCUGCUUACCAAUAUUCAAAGGGAAGUCCAAUAAACCUGUUCUUGAAAAAGAAGAAAAAAUAUAUUGCAGAGUUGGUGCUACAACAAAACCAGCUGAUGAUAUUCAUACAUUUUACCAAGAGGUUGGUAGCAGAGAUGCACGAAGAGAGGCAGCCGAGAAAUCAUAUACCUGUAGUGUCACAGGUCCAGAAGACUGCGAAGAUCUUGAAAGAAAACUCAUCAUGCUAAUCACAGAUGGGAAGAAACAAAUAGAAAAAGACAAAUGGUACAUACUUGUUACAAACAAGUUUUCAGAGCGAGAUCUUCAGCACAUACAUUUUUUGUUGAACAUGAACUUAUUCUGUGUGUUUGACUUUGACCCAGAUUCCGUUGUUUCCGGAUUAUGCAGUGAAUAUGAUAAACACCAUAAAGUGAACCUUCACUUCAUGCAAAACUACAAAAUUCCAAGUGACAAGAACAUCAGAGAAUUUGAGAGUCAUCUACAUUUGUUUGAACAAACAAGUUGGAUAUUUUGUAAUGGACGAAAUGAUUUCAGUGGGGAUGAGACUCCUUGUGAUGAAAUUACAUGGUGUCAAACAAAGAGAACUUUGCUAAAAGAUUGUGUAUCAUUGAUAUGCAAGGGUAUCUUACCCAAGGGAUCCUUCCAUGUGAUCUUCCUUCUCACAUCCCCUGUUGAUAAACCUAUACUGAAGACUUUCGAAGAGUUUUACACUGACAUGCAAGGUCAUGAAGAUAUUAUAUGCAUCUCAGAAUCAGAAGGGAACUUUCAGAAAUGGGAAGCAUUUGCUCUUGAAUUCUGUGACAAGGAAAUUGUAAACCAAUCAAGUGUAGUAGGUUUGAAAAUGAGUCAACUCAGCGCAACUGUCCAGCAAAUCCAAAGCCCCAGUACUCAUGCAAAAAAGCUCUUACCUGUGUUUGCCAAAGCAAAAUGCUAUCUUCAGCCACGUGAUGAGGAAACAAUGUACUCCUUGGAGAUUUUAGGCCUGAAUCAAUGUGAAGACAUCAGUGCAGAGGAGAUUGAGUCAAAGAAAAUAGAAACAGAGAAAGACUUUUAUCGAGGAGGAAAAGUGACAUGGAUGAAUUUCUGGCUUGUGGAAAAAAAGCAUGUUGGAGAAAUGAUUCAAAGAGAUGCCUAUCAUGAGGUGACCAAAAUUCUGAAGAACUCUAUUAAAUGGAGUUCAGAUCAACUGCCUGUCAAAUGCAUCAACAUAUUCCAUCAUGCUGGCAGUGGAGGGAGUACAGUGGCAAGACAGGUUCUGUGGAACCAGAGAGAGGAGCUGAGGUGUGCAGUUGUGAAACCAUCAAACUCUGUUAGCACAGUUUCAAUACAUGCUCUGAUGCUUCGGGAGUUUGAGGAAAAAGAUUCAGAGAAAUGUCUCCCUGUUCUCUUACUUGUUGAAGAUUGUGAUAAUGAGUAUUUAGAAGAGUUGAAACAUGAAUUAGAAACAGCUAUUAACACAAAGAAAAUUGCCUAUGGAAUGCCAUGUUUCAUUCUCCUUUGUUGUAAACGGUCCCCUGAUUCAGAGAAAAUGUCAAAAGCGUUGCCUUUAAUGAGCGUCUCUGUGACUCACAAGCUUUCACAAAAGGAAAAAGAAGCAUUUGCAAAAAAACAAGAUGUGCUUAAGAAACAGUUCAAGGCAGAGUACAUUCUGACAUUUGUCUUAAUGUGUAAUGAAUUUAAAUGUGAAUAUGUGAAAGAAUUUGUACAGCAUGUUUUACAGGAUAUUAAUCAUGCAUCUGUUGACACACAGCUGAUUCUGUAUGUAGCUCUGCUCAACACCUACGUAGAGAACUCUUUCAUUUCUCAGUCACAUUGUGAAUGCUACCUAAAUGUCCAGCUCUCUCUGUAUGGGGAAAGAUUUCGACGUCACAUAUUUGAGCAAUCUCUGAGUGAGCAGGCUAAAUUGGUCUUCAUACAUUCUAAAGAUGACACAACCCACAUUAACUCGGUCAAAAUCAUUCACCAAUUGGUCGCAAAGGAAAUUCUCCAUCAACUUUUGGGAGACAAACAACAAAGUGAGCUUGCACUUGAGCUUCUCAGCAAUGAUGUGCUCUUUAAUCACAAAUUUGGGUAUGUAGAGUACAAGAAGUUUCUUCGUGAACUCUUCAUAAGGCGCUACAAAAUCAGCAGAGGUGAUAAAUCAGACACCUUAUUCUCACCCCUCAUUGAGCAUGUAAGACAAAAUGAAAAGGCAGAAAAUGCUACUAAGCUUCUUCAUGAGGCCUACAAAAGAUUUGACAAGGAUGCAUUUUUUGCUCAACAGCUAGCUCGUCUCUUUUACUGGCAAGAAAAAUUUGAUGAGGCAGAACAGUGGGCAGUAACUGCAGCAAAUAAAAUGCCUAAUAACUCCUACAUUCUUGACACCAAAGGUCAGGUGUACAAAAAAUGGUUCAAAACAAAAAGCAGUGAAUUGGAAAUGACUCCCCAGAAAACACCAGAGUGCACAGCAGAUGCCAUUGAAACAGCAGUUAAAGCAAUUGACUGUUUUGAAAUAUGUCAGAGGGUAGCUGUUAAAGAAACUGAGACCAUGAACAACUCAGGAUUCUUUGGAGUUGUAGACGUGGGGUGUAGCUUGUUAGAGCUAAUUUCUUCAGUUGAUGUGUUCUCAAGUAAACAUGAUGGUCAUGCUGAAUUACAGAAGUACCUGUGUACAGACCACAUUCCUAAGGAGGUUAAAGGACCAUGGGAACCCUUUCACAACAAACUCAAACACCUUCAGCCCAUAAUGCACAAGGCUUUGGAGUGGAUAUCAGAAGAACUGAGUUAUUUCCAGCCAAACCUGUAUACAGAUGAGGACGAAACCUCCAAAACCUCAGACCUGACAAAACGUUGCCCCAAAAACUGGCUGGCUACCAAGUCCUCUGUUUAUGGCAAGUUCUUCUGUGAAGUCUCACCCAGCAACCAGCAGUUCAAUGUAGAUCAAAUGACUGACUUCAGCAAACGCAUGGCUAUCUCACAGCUUGGUGGAGGAAACUUUACAACAAUCUUCUCCAUUCUAAAGCAGAAAAAUAAAGACCAAGUCCAAACUUUAGAGAAAAUAAUUUCACUGUAUCCAAAGAGCAAGGAUCAAGUGGAUUGUGCCAACUACAUAGCAUCACAUUUUGCCUUAAGUGCAAUCUCUCCUACAUCAUCUAAACUGGCUGUCCUCAAAGAUCUGCAGAAGCUCAGCCGUUCAUUUGUUCAAGAGAAAGCAAAAUGCCCGCCGAGUGCUCUGUUUCUGUGCACACUACUUUCUUGGCCAGAAAAAUUUGACAGCGACCAAGAAAAAGAGGACAAAUAUAAAACAAUUCGUACUGCGGUCAUAAUGCUCCAACAAAACUACAAGAACCAAAUGAAGGAUAUCCCUGCCAGAAGGAGGCGGAUUUACACCCACUUCUACCUGGGACACGGAUCUGGCUAUGAGAAAUUUGUCCACAAGAAUAAAAUUGAAAAAAUCAAACAAUUUUCCUCUGUUUCAGAAAGGCGUCAAAAAUGGAUUGAAGGGGAACUGUGGAAAACACCAGAAAUUGUGCAAGAGCUUAAGCGUGUAAAUGGCUGGACAGAAGAUGGAAGCGUAUAUCUUGAGGGACCUAAAAUGGAAAGGUUUUCCCUUCACCCACUUAAUGAAAGGUCGGUGCCGGCCGGAAAUGAAAAUGUCACCUUCUAUCUAGGCUUUACAUUCAGGGGACCAGUUGCAUGUGACAUCACUAUAAGAAAAUCGGCAAAGGUCUAGCUACUAAGAUAAUAACCAUAAAAAAGCACAUUACUAGUAUGUAGUACAAUAUACUCCUAAGUAAAUUGCCAAAUUUCUUGAUAGCUUUAGAUUUGACCUAAAAUUUAGUGAAAUAAAUAGCAUUUACCAUUCAUAAGUGAAGUAUAAAAUAACAUUUCUGUAUAGUUGUUAACUCUGUUAAAAAUGAUCUGGGUUUUAUAUUCUGGUGUGACUGUCUAUCUUUUGAUGAUCCAGUGGACCUGCCAACCAACUACAGUACAAGGUAUCACUCAAAAAAGAAAAAAAAAUACUGCCCUGAAAAAAUAGCAGAUGGGCUAAUUGAACCUGAAAUGAUUAACAUUUGUUUAGGUGUUUUGAAUUUACUGAUAUAAAUUGACUGGACAAAUGUUCAGACAGUUUGAGCAGCAUUUUAACAUAAUUAAUUCUCUUUAAGGUUGGCAGGUGUGGAUUUAGUGUGAUUAUUCUUUAAGCAGAAUCUGGGUUUUUAGGUGUGCUAUCUCUCUUUGAUCUGAAUAACCUUUGUAUUCUAUAUUAUUAUAUUCUUAUUGCAUUGGUUUAGUUUUUAACCAUGCUAAUCUUCAUCAGGUUUAACUAACAUGGAAGUAGUAAUGAGGGAAAGAAGUGCAAAUCAUUGAGGAAUAAUGUAAAUCACACCCACUGAUGAUUCAUGGGAGUUUAAAGGGAUAAGUGUAACUGAAGAUGGAAAGGAGGUCAUGAGUCAUGUUAACACUGAGAGACCCCAGAGACCAGGAGGGAACAAGGUCUCAGGACAUAUCUGCUGUCAGAGGGAAUUGAUUUUUGAUUUU